Gryllus bimaculatus (two-spotted cricket) is the source of this 3333-nucleotide messenger RNA. NCBI's taxonomy places the organism in Eukaryota, Metazoa, Arthropoda, Insecta, Orthoptera, Gryllidae. The record is from the annotation of a GenBank genome assembly.
GGCUAGCGACGGCAUAGACUCGUCUCAUUUGUUUGGAAAACUGUCUAGGUGAAGGAAGUUUUUGCAUUCUCGUAAGAGGAGAUCGAGGAGAGAGUUGACGCUAAGAUCGUUGUGGCUGGUGGGAUUGGUUGUAAUAUAUCACGUAUGUUGAUUACAUUUUGGUAUUAAUUUUCCUUUAAAUUGUCGAUUUAACUGAGUGCCAUUCAUUGAGCGAGUGGUUGGCUGUAUCGCCGAGUUAUUGAUUACGAGGAUACAGUUACCUGAAAUUAUGGAUCAGGAGGGGGAGAUAGCAAAAUCUGAAGAUGCCUGUACCUCGGCGAUUGAGGAUCAGCAUCCCCUGAAAAGCUCAUGUAACGGAGAAGGGAAAUUAACAUUGUGUAUAAAUAGCAAUGAUCAUGAAAGUUCAGAAAAGGAAACCCCCGAUAUUUACAAUGACAAGGUGAACAAUGGAAAUAUUUCAGAAGAAAUUACUGAUAAGCACGUUUCUGGUAGUUCUGAUAGCGACACUGAAUCUGACGAUGCGUCAACCAUACGAAACGAGAGCACAAACGAAAACGCGGAAAGUUUCAGCAUCUUGAUAAACGAUGAUAAACAGGAGGAUAUUGACGAGAACUUAGGAAAACCAACUUCUCACAACGAAGAUCAAGGGAAUAUUGAACAAAAUGAUGUAUCCCCCAUUCUUACUGAGCAGUCUGAUGAUCCUCCCAAUCUUAGUACUGAAAAUGGUAAAUGUAGUACAGGUACCUCAGAUAAUACACACAAAGAAUUUGAACACAUUGCAAAUGAAAUUGAAGAAGUAACUCCCAAAGCUAGUUUGCUUUCCGGUGGUUCUAAAGAUGAAAUGAUCAAGCCAAUUACAGAUGAGAAUAUAUUACUUACGAAGGAGGAAAUUGAAGUUAAAUGGAGUGAGGGAAUGCAAGAGGAGCUAGGCUGUGAAUUAAUUGAAGAUGAACAGGGAGCUGAAAUUAAAAAUCUUGAAUGUAGUUCAAAUGUAGAAAAAGAAUUGUUUGGAAAGGAAACAUGUGAUCCACAUGAAUGUGGUGACAACUUAAUUGCAAAUAAAGCAGAAGAAGGAUAUGCAAACCGGACACCAGGAGUAGAGGUUAUAGGCCCAAAAACGAAUGAUGAAAUGAAGAAUAACCUUUCUGAGAGAGACAAAUCAACAGAGGAUAUAAAAGAUCCUCAAAGACCACGUAGCCGCACCUAUCCUUUCAAAGUACUUGCAUCAGGAUUGCCAUUGGGUGCAAGGCGAGAGGAUGUUAUGUAUUACUUCUCUCAGUUUGGAGAAGUUUUGAAAUUGUGGGAUGAAGGUAGACACCGAGCAAAUGUUUUAUUUGCUGAUGAAGAAUCUUUCAAGAAAGCAGUGUUUGCUCCUGAUCCCUAUUUUGAUGAUCAUAAGUUAAUGAUACGCAGCUUAAAUGAAAUUACAACUAUCAUUUCGGGGAUUCCUAGAAGUAUCUCUGCAAAAGAUGCAGAGAAAGCACUUAAAUCUGCACUGGAGGAAGCUGGGGUUGCACCUUGUAGGAUUGUUGUACCGUCAAGUGACCCAUCUGAAACCACUGAAGACAAUUUGAAUCAGGGUCAUGCUCUUGUUGCCUUUUGUGAUCCACUAACUCUCCAGAAAGCGGAAGAUAUACAGAGUAAUAAUCCUUUUAUGAUCACUGGCUGUCCACUGAAAUUGUAUUCUUCAUGCAAUGAUUUCUAUGAUAAAUUUUGCAUACGUAUUUUCCCAUUACCUGCUGAUAAACAACGUGCAGUUCUCUACCAUAAUUUACAUGCAGCAUUUAAACCUUUUGGAGAAAUUGUGGCAAUUAUAUGCCAGUUUGUUGCAAAUACCUCGUCAUACACAGGCUAUGUGUUGUUUGAGUCAGAAGAUUCAGUACAGCUUCCUGAUGAAAAUACCAAAAGCAAUCGUUUUUAUUUGCAGCAAGCCAAGGAAAAGGGUGAAGUGAAAAUUUUGGAGGAGUUUGUGCAGAUUCAAGGCUUCAACCCAUUUGAUCAGGGUCAAGGGUUUCGACAUCUUUGGUUGAAGGUCCUCAAUUUACCCCCCAGAGCUACAAUUACAGAAAUUAAACACCAUUUUGGUCAUGAUAGAGGAAUUCUUAACAUUGAAUUGGAUUUGGAUUUUGGAUCUUGCUUUAUGCAUGUUAACUCAGAAUCAGCAAUCCAGAGAUGCCUUCAGAUGCAUCAGACAUAUUUGAGAGGCAAAUGUCUUGCAGUCUUGAUUGCUGAAGAUCACCCUGAUCGAGUUUAUUACAGAGAAAUGUCAAGAAGGGGCCGUCGACCCAAUUACAGGAACAGCACUGGCAGGAAAAAAGCAGCAGCAAAUAACUCCAAUGCUGGUUUCAAUGGAAAAACAUUCACGUCUGCCACACAACCUCAGGGCAAUCAAGAUCGAAGAGGUUUUGAGCGAGGAGAUAGGAAAUUUUCAAAAUCCAGAUCUAAUGCAAGUCACCCUAAAGAGUCUCCAAAACCUGUGAAAGAAGAUGGAGAUGGAGUUAAAAUUGCCAACUCUCCUGCAGUGUAACACGUUCAUAUUUUCUAAGUCUGCUUUUAUGUGGAAUCGUGUUGAAGUUCUCUAUGAAGAUUUAUUUUUUAUAACAAUGCUUAUGUAUGUUUCACUCACAGGUAAGCCUGUAAUUGCAUGUUGGGUCAAGUGUUUCAAUGUCUUUCAUAGAGAGAAAGGUUGUAAAUUCCAGAUUAGAAUACCUGGUUAAUUGAAUUUGAUCUGAACCUUUACCAAAAUUUAAGAUUAAAUACUGUUCAAAGAAUAAGUUAAUUAUUUUAAGUUUACUAAUAAGAAAAUUUUGCCUUAUGUCUAGAUUGUCAUGAACUUUUAUGUUGUUUUUCAUUUUCGUGAUUUGGGUACAAAAAAUUCUUCAAAACAUGUAAAAAAGAGGAGCAGAAUAACGAAAACUUUUCUAUGUAAAAAUUUGCUGUUCCUUUUCUUAAACUUUUUGUGUGAGAUAGAUUAAGGGAAUGAAAUUUCUGUUAAUUGUGCAAUAUUUUGUUUUUUUAAUUUAGAUAGUUUUUGUCUUGGAAACACUUGAUAUUUUUUAAAAUACCAAGAGCAAUGUAACACCUGUGAGUCUGAUGUUUUGUGAUAUUAAAAUUUACCUGGUGCCUCACAUGGUAGCAUUUCUUCUUUUUUCUUUUUUGAAAAGGGUUGUUUUCAUAGCUUGUGAUUUGAUUCCAUUUGUUCUAAAAGUAUUUGUUGCCAGAUUAUCAAUUUUGUAUAGCUGAACCAAAACAUUUUUUAUGUUUACUUCCUCACCUAUUAAUGUGUACAUAUGUGAUAAAGAGAAAGCAUUAAAAUGAUGCAGCGAAAAGUGA